AUGUCGACACAUAUUGAUGUAAAACAUGUUAUAGUGGGUGCCCAAUCUUCUUCCGGAACUCCUCUUGAUAAUCCCACGCCAGCAGCAACACCUUCUCCAGUAAUUUGUUAUUAUUAUGUUAUUCACAUAAAGGAGACACUAACGCACGUCAAUCCUAAUCAGAUGUCCAUAGGACCAUUAACAAAAAGUUCUUUUGCAACGGUUUCGGAAAAUUUUGAACGUUCUUAUUAUCAUGAUACACCACAAAUACCAACAACUCCUUGUAAUACUUCUUAUUAUCGUGUUGAGAAAAAAAUUACAAGAACAUCCUACAACUAUACCGGCCAAGAAAUAGGGCAACCAAAAAUAAAAACAAAAACAUCAACCAUUUAUGUAGGCAACCCGUCUAAUGUCGAUCACAAUGGCAUCUGUAUUAUUAAUAUUGAUGUCGAUAAUGACAGCCAUCUUGAUAACACCUAUAUUGAUGACAACCAUUCUGAUAACACCUACAACCAUCUUGGCAUUGAUCUCAACAAUUAUACACAUGGUUCAGUCUACCCAUUUCAAUCUCCUUCUGCAGCUCCUUUUGAUGAUUUUCGCGAUAACUCCACGUUAACAGUAGCACCAUUUGAUUCUUAUUAUAAUCCCAUGCAGACAACAACUUUUUCUUCAAUUCCUGAUCAUUAUCUUAUUAGCAUAGAGGAAAGGGCAACGCCUUUCAAUUCUAAUGACAUGCCUACAGGGCAAUCAACAACAGAAACUUCAUAUGCAAAGUUUUCAGCAAAUUUUGAACAUUCUUAUGAUCGUGGUAGCUCUAUAUCAACAGCAAAUUCCUUUGCAACUUCUUCAUUGAUUCCUUCCUAUUGUUGUGUUAAGAAAGAAAUUACGAAAACACUUUACAAGUCUAAUCCUACUGAACAAGUCGGACCACCAAAAACUGAAAAUUUAACAUUUUAUGUUAUCAUAUAA
Entrophospora candida is the source of this 948-nucleotide messenger RNA. The record is from the annotation of a GenBank genome assembly. NCBI's taxonomy places the organism in Eukaryota, Fungi, Glomeromycota, Glomeromycetes, Entrophosporales, Entrophosporaceae.